Musca domestica (house fly) is the source of this 1623-nucleotide messenger RNA. It is a transcript of the gene dgt1, whose product is annotated as KAT8 regulatory NSL complex subunit 2. Bases 117 to 1529 code for a protein of 470 amino acids. Gene Ontology annotation, cellular component: NSL complex. NCBI's taxonomy places the organism in Eukaryota, Metazoa, Arthropoda, Insecta, Diptera, Muscidae. The record is from RefSeq and is a predicted model, not a curated record. The transcript is spliced from 3 exons.
UGGAACCCUUCAUUUGGCAUUCUUGUGUGGACUUGAGUUGCGUCGGUACGCAUUUUUUCUCUAAAAUCAAGAAAUCUUUCCAUUGUUGACUCCAGCAUAGCUCGUACUUUGCCAAAAUGUCGAAAAUGUUACCGCGUCAAUGUGGUCGUGGUGGUGUUGCAAACUGUGGUCUGCCGCCCAGUAAUUCCCUGGGCGAUAAGGAAUUGCGUGAUCAGCUCCAACAAGAAAUUGAAAAUAAAUCAAAACUUUGCUCAAAUCCCACUUAUGAAUGUACCAUACCACGCAUAGAUGGCUACGAGUAUUGUAUGCGACAUAUUCUACGGGAUCCAAAGGGAAAUUUUCGCCAAUGUACAUAUACGUAUAGUAACAAUAGAAAAUGCACAAAUGCUUUGCCCAAACAUGAUCUGAAGAAAGAUCCCAAUAUGACAACGCUUUGCUUCGAGCACAACAGGCAGGUUCAGUUGCAGAAGACACAUGCCUCGGUGGGGAAAUUAAAACAAGUGGAGACGAAUGAAGCGCUGCUCAACAGUCUGGCUCACCACUUACAUGUGGAGGAGACACCCGAAAAGAAUGAAACAAAUUGUGAACAGGAUGAGGAAAUUGAUGUGGUAUCACCGCAUGUUACACCGUUUGUGUGUCAUGAUCAGCUUAAUUCAAUUGGAGAUAUUGUCACCACAAUGCGUAAACGCAGACGCAUUUUGGACUACGCCUCGGACAGCUCUUCGGAUGAAGAAGUCAUUUGUAUGAGCAACACAUCUCGUGGCCAUGAAUGUUAUGAAUCCGACAAUGAAAGCGUGGAUUCUCAAGACGAGGACCUUCUCAAACAUGCCGGUGUAUAUACUCGACAAGAGGCCAUACGUAUUUCGGAAGCAAAACUUACCAAACUCCAGGGUCUCUAUAUUGACCAGAUUAAUCGCCUACAUCAUAUGUUGCGUGAAAAAAGACGACGUUAUUUGAAUGCCAUUCGCAGGGAGCGUGAACAUUUGUGUAGCAUACACGAACAAUUGAAAGAAACUCCCCGAGAACGGGCUCUGUAUGAACAAUUGAAGGCCUUGAAUUCCUAUCACAGACGUCAUGGAGUGGAGGCGGUACUUUAUAAGAAAUUCAAAGAGAAACGUAGCCGUGCCGGUGAUGCCUCAUCUAAAGCUUCAUUUACCAAAUGCGUUUUUACCGAGGGUGGGGUUAAAUGUGGGGACCGUGCCCUACUGCACACACGAUAUUGCCGCAAACAUAUCCUGGAGGAUAAAAAACAGAUUUUGUUCAAGGCAUGUGAAGUGAAAAAAUCCGGUGUUGUGUGUCAAGAACCCAUACCGUGUAUUUUCGACGAUGCCACUUGUGUGCUGCACUUGACACUGCCUCAACAGAGGCAAUAUAUUCAGAGGAAAUAUGAAUCGGAAACCGAAGAUGAGGAAGUUGAAGUUAAAAAGGAAACGUUGCCAAAUCCUGCUGCCGAUGUCAAAACGGAAGUGGCAGGAGGCGAUGCCGUUGCUGAAGGGAGUGCAGAUGUUCAAAAUGUAGCUGUUAAAUAAGUUUUGCUUGUAAGAAUAUGUCUUAGACUUUGUAAAAACCUAGAGUUUCGCAAAAAGAUGCGAAUUAUCAAUAAAUUAGUUCUUGGAGACAUGA